Acanthochromis polyacanthus (spiny chromis) is the source of this 439-nucleotide messenger RNA. RefSeq names its product cytochrome c oxidase subunit 6C-1. The record is from RefSeq and is a predicted model, not a curated record. Lineage: Eukaryota; Metazoa; Chordata; Actinopteri; Pomacentridae. Gene Ontology annotation, biological process: mitochondrial electron transport, cytochrome c to oxygen. Bases 75 to 305 code for a protein of 76 amino acids. The transcript has 4 exons.
CCGGCAGUGAGAAGCGCAGCUGAACUGUGUUAAGCGGUGUUUGUGAAGGUCGUGAGUCCAACCCGUGAUCAACCAUGUCUCUCCAAAAGCCACUGAUGAGGGGGCUGCUGGCCAAGCGUCUGAGGUUUCAUCUGUCCAUCGCUUUUAGCGUCUCUAUCGCGGCUGCAAUCGCAUUCAAGUACACAGUGACAGAGCCCAGGAAACAGGCCUACGCUGACUUCUACAAGCAGUACGAUGCCGCCAAAGAGUUCAAGGCCAUGAGGGAAGCCGGUAUCUUUGAGAGCGUGCGACCCUCCGGGGAGUAAAACCGCUCUCUGCUCCCCUUGUCAUUCAUUCCUGGUCUGAAGAUGGUUCCUUUCAUGUUAUUUACUGAUCAGAUGUGAACAUCGCUUUGCUGUUUUGUUCCUCUAAGAAAAUAAACUAUUCUAAUGAUGUAAGA